CCUACACCCAAGAUAUCAUCAACACAAACAUUUCCUGUCCUCUGCCUUGGUCUCUACUAUACUAGCACACUUUUGCACCCCCACUAAAGUCAUGGCCACCACCACAGCAGCCCUAUCAGGAACCAUGGUGAGCACCUCCUUCAUCAGGAGGCAGCCAAUGAACACAAGCCUAACAGCAUUCCCUAACGUGGGUCAAACUCUAUUUGGUGUGAAGGCCGGACGUGGAAGUCGUAUCACUGCCAUGGCCACUUACAAGGUGAAGCUCAUUACCCCAGAUGGAACUAAAGAACUUACCUGCCCGGAUAAUGAGUACAUUCUUGACGUAGCCGAGGAACAAGGCAUCGAUCUUCCUUACUCAUGCAGGGCUGGUGCUUGCUCUUCAUGUGCUGCAAAAGUUGUAGAAGGGGAAGUGGAUAAUUCAGAUAAUAGCUUCCUUGAUGAUGAUCAAUUAAGUGCUGGGUUUGUUCUCACAUGUGUUGCUUACCCUCGUUCCGACCUUGUUAUUGAGACACACAAGGAGGAAGAUCUUGUUUCUUAAGCAUGAUAUUUGUGUGUUUGAAAUUAAUGUUUUUAUGUGAUUGCUACUAGCUUAACUUUCUCUAGGUGUUCUAUGCUGUUUUUUUACAUUUUGUUUACGUUUUUGGGAAGAAGGAAAUGGCUACAUUGAUGAUUUACUUCUUUCUUUUGUAGUAGUAUAAUAUGUGAGAAGGUUGAAUAAGAAUAUCGACUUUGGCUGAGAGUACAAGCUUA
This is a messenger RNA of Medicago truncatula (barrel medic), 750 nucleotides long. Its product is annotated as ferredoxin, leaf L-A. Gene Ontology annotation, cellular component: chloroplast stroma. Gene Ontology annotation, biological process: electron transport chain. The record is from RefSeq and is a predicted model, not a curated record. NCBI's taxonomy places the organism in Eukaryota, Viridiplantae, Streptophyta, Magnoliopsida, Fabales, Fabaceae. Bases 92 to 538 code for a protein of 148 amino acids. The transcript has a single exon. Gene Ontology annotation, molecular function: electron transfer activity; 2 iron, 2 sulfur cluster binding.